Stegastes partitus (bicolor damselfish) is the source of this 1881-nucleotide messenger RNA. Its product is annotated as sialic acid-binding Ig-like lectin 14. The record is from RefSeq and is a predicted model, not a curated record. The coding region runs from base 104 to 1624 and encodes 506 amino acids. Lineage: Eukaryota; Metazoa; Chordata; Actinopteri; Pomacentridae. The transcript has 9 exons.
GAAUGGAAACUAGACAAGUCAUCUCUCACCACAAGGAAACAACAAGAGCCCCGCACAAGUAUAUUUGUCACUUUAUUCGCAGGUCUCACCCUGAGAGGACGACAUGGAUGUGUUAAAGUGGCCUUUGGUUUUCGGGUGCCUUUGUGUCAAUGUUAUUCAAACCGAAGCCUCGUCUUGGACGGUGAAGGUGCCCUCCUCGGUCAAAGGUCUCCCUGGCUCGUGCGUGGUGAUCCCCUGCUCAUUUAAUUACCCAGAUCCACCCAGAGAGGUCACUGCGUUCACCGGGGCAUGGAUGGACGACACCAACCACCUCAUCUAUCACCCGGAUCAGACCAAAAUGCUGGAACAGUAUCGGAGUCGGGUGACGCUGCUGGGAGACCCCCGACACAAGAACUGUUCCCUGCAGAUUGAUCCGCUUCAGCAAAGCAACAGUGGGCCUUUUCAUUUCAGGAUUGAAAUUACCGACUACGACAGCUAUUCCUACAGAAACAAUAAAGUCUCCAUUUCAAUGAUCAGUCAACUAGAUCCCAUCAAAUUCACUGUGAAGAAGAAGGUGAAGGAGGGUCAGACGGUGUCGGCCUUCUGCUCCGUGUCUCACUCCUGCCCCACCUUUCCUCCUGUUUUCAACUGGAAUCGCAACGGAGAGCAGCAUUUCAACUCCCAGCGGCUAAACGAAGGCCAGUGGGAAGCGACAUCCACUCUGACCUUUCAGCCGACCCACGCCGACCACAACAAGCCUUUACGGUGCAACGUAACGUACAGAGGAGGGCAGCGUCAGUACGCCUCCGAGACCCUUGAAGUGAAAUUCACACCGGUGAACGUGAAGGUCGAGUACAAGUCGGAUAUUAAGGAAGGAGAAACGGUGCACCUGAAAUGCUCCAGUGAUGCUCAUCCUCCUGCCAGCUACGUGUGGCUAAACGGGACAGGCGCUCAGCUGCAUAAAGGAAACAUCUACGUGGUGAAAAAUGUCUCCAGACACCCAGGAGGAGACCUGUUCUGCACUGCCACCAAUGCAGAAGGAGAACGCAAAUCAAGCCCGGUGAAGCUCGAUGUGUUGUAUGCCCCCGAGAUCAAAGCUGCCUCUUCGUGCUCCUCAGAGGGGAGUGUGGUGAAGUGCGUGUGCAUGGCGGAGUCCAAGCCUCCCAGCACGGUCCAUUUUGUGCUCCCCGACAGAGUUCUGCAAAGCACCAAAGUAGAGAAACAUGGCUUGCUUACCAUCGGGACUCUGCAGGCGGACGUCGGGUCUUGGAAGUUUUUGAGCUGCGUGGCGAACAACACGGUGGGCAACGCCAACGUCACGCUCUCCUUAUCUGUGGACGGUAAGAUGCAGUAUGUUUUCAUCGCCAUUGGAGCAGGACUGAUUUUGAUGCUACUUUUAAUAGCAGUGGGAGUUGUUAAAAAAUGUAGGGGGAGAGCUGUGGACGCAACAGUAUCCAGCAUGAGCACCACAAAGACAGAGAAAGCCGUGGAUCUCCCUCAGUACUCCACAACAAAAGCAAGAGUUCGCCCCAGUCCAGAGAAAGAGUGCUAUGAUGAUGUUGACUGCGGUGGCAUUUACGCCAACGAUCACAUAUAUGGCAACAUGGAGGCUGACGAGGAUGAUGCCGUAUACGCCAACGUGUAAAACGUGCGAGAAAACAGUCCAUCCAUGUGUCGUCUAACCAAACAUAUGCUAUUUUUUUUUUGUAUAUAUACCACAAAAACAUUUUUAUUUUUCUUCCCUACUAUAAUUCACAUAUAUUUAAUUUGCUGGUUGACAUUCAGAAGUAACCAAAUACUUUAUGCACUUGUGCUUGUAGUUGCUGUUUCUCUCAUUCAUGUCCUUGUUUGUGUGAUCAUAGAAAUACAUGAGAAAUCGCCAUUAAACUUUGUCAUAACUUA